Molecule: messenger RNA, 609 nt
Organism: Cordyceps militaris CM01
Lineage: Eukaryota; Fungi; Ascomycota; Sordariomycetes; Hypocreales; Cordycipitaceae
Product: DUF775 domain protein
Exons: 1
Coding region: 1-609 (202 amino acids)
Biological process (GO): protein import into nucleus
Cellular component (GO): nucleus; cytosol
Molecular function (GO): nuclear import signal receptor activity
Source: RefSeq, a predicted model, not a curated record
AUGUCCAGCUCCCUCUUCGGGCUCAUCCCCGCCGGGCUGCCGCUCAUCACGGAGCCCACCUCGGUGCCGUCACCCACGUCGCUGCUGUACGCGCUGCCCUCGCAGCGGCCGUUUUCCCACCUCGUGCUGUUUCUCCUGCCGGGCGUCGCCCUGCCCGCCGGCACCGCCGCCGCCAUCUACAUCGCCACCGCCGCCCAGGUCGCCGCCGCCACGGAGCAGGCAGCGCCGCCACCCUUUCGAUUCCUCGGCGCCAUCGGGCCCGGCAAGGAGAGCGCCAUGUUCAAGGUCGGCGGUGGAGGCUCCGAGGCCCAGACGAGUAGCCUGGUCAUUGGCCUGUCGAUUGAGCCCGAGGACGAGGUGGCGCGCAAGCUGCAGGAGCUCGCCGCCGCCGCGGGCCAGACCGGUGCGUCGCCGUCCCAGCCGUCGACGGUGGUGCUGGCGCAGCGCAUCAUACAAAACGCCUUCAACUUCCUCACCGGCUUCAGCGGCACCACUGCAGUGAUGGGCGGCGUCGAGGUGGUGCCGCUCAAGGCCUUUCAGGAGUGGUGGCGCAAGUUUGAGAAUCGCGUGCGCAACGAUCCCAGCUUCUUGGAGAGGCAAUCCGAUUAA